Macrosiphum euphorbiae (potato aphid) is the source of this 255-nucleotide messenger RNA. The record is from the annotation of a GenBank genome assembly. Lineage: Eukaryota; Metazoa; Arthropoda; Insecta; Hemiptera; Aphididae.
AUGAACACUUUUAUACCAGAAGAUAAGUUCUUUGACCAAUCAAGAAGGAGAAGAAUCAACACUCUAAUCUGGAUUCCUGGAUACAGCAAUGUUGAAGGGAAUGAAAAUUCAGAUCAAGUAUCCAAGUCAGCAGUAAAAUCCACUUAUACCCCAAAACUUAAUAUAACGGCUUAUCCAGAUAUAAAAAAACGAAACCAAAGAAUUCAUUCAAAUAAAAAUGGCAGCCUCACUGGCUCGAACAAAACACUAAAUUAA